Molecule: messenger RNA, 565 nt
Organism: Arabidopsis arenosa
Lineage: Eukaryota; Viridiplantae; Streptophyta; Magnoliopsida; Brassicales; Brassicaceae
Source: the annotation of a GenBank genome assembly
GGCCCUGGGUAGAAAGCUAGAACCUACAAUGAAUGUUCUUGCUAUAUGUAACUUCGAUAUGAAGUUCAUAUACGCAUAUGUCGGUGUACCUGGUAGAGCACAUGAUACAAAGGUUUUGAAUCAUUGUGCGAGGAAUGAACCUUCUUUCCCACAUCUGCCUAAUGGGAAGUACUAUCUUGUUGACUCCGGAUAUCCCACCAGGACUGGGUAUCUUGGUCCACAUCGUAGGAUGCGAUAUCAUCUUGGUCAAUUUGGUAGAGGAGGACCACAAUGGCAAAACACAGAAGAAUAUCAUGUUGAUGAAGAAGACGAAGAAGAAGCAGAAGAAGGACAAGAAGGAGAAGAAGGACAACAUAUUGCAUAUGAGCCGACCGGUGAUAGAGCAAUGGAAGCUUUGCGUGACAACAUCACGAAUGAAUGUCUCACAUCAGCAAGGGUGGUGAUACCGUGAUUUUGAGCCAUGGUUACGAAAUAGUAAAAAGUGAAGAAUGCUUUUAUGAAAGAGUAUCUCAAACAAUAUUGGGAUUAAUUGUGAGGUUGUGAUUGUCGGCGAAGCCCAUUUGUC